AUGGCGAACUACUUGGGUUCAAACACAGUGGCUUAUAUUUUGACAGAAGGACAGUCUAACAAUAGAUCUCCAUUGAAAAGAAAAACUAAAUGGCAAUGCUGUCAACAUGCUGAACUGUCUGGUGAUACAACAGAUGGUGAAUCAAUCGUUCAUAUACCAUCUGACAUUUUGAUUAAGAACUCUGAGACAGCUUUGGAUGACCUCAUUGAUUUCGUGUAUCCAGAUAUAUUAUCCAAUUUAUCCGUUGAAAAUUAUUUCAAGGAUAGAGUAAUUCUUGCACCAACUUUGGAUUGUGUCACUGAUGUCAACAACAAGAUGACUGCAGGGUUAUCUGGACAAGAAAGAGUCUACUUAAGUUCAGACUCUGUGUGUGCUGAAGAGGAAAAUAUGGAAUUUGAAUUAGAUGCUUUCUCACCGAAGAUUCUAAAUGGAAUAAAUUGUUCAGGUCUACCACCACACAAGUUGGUUCUGAAGGUUGGCGCUCCUGUUAUGUUGCUGCGGAAUAUAGACCAAACUAAUGGUUUGUGCAAUGAAACGAGGAUGCAAGUUAGAAGAAUGGGAAAUCAUGUGAUAGAAUGCAAGACUUUAACUGGUAACAAAGUUGGAAGUAUUGUUCUUAUCCCAAGACUAAAUCUAAUUCCAAAUAAUGAAACAUUACCAGUCAGGUUUUAA
This is a messenger RNA of Arachis stenosperma, 672 nucleotides long. RefSeq lists its product as uncharacterized. Bases 1 to 672 code for a protein of 223 amino acids. The transcript has 2 exons. Lineage: Eukaryota; Viridiplantae; Streptophyta; Magnoliopsida; Fabales; Fabaceae. The record is from RefSeq and is a predicted model, not a curated record.